Messenger RNA from Anoplophora glabripennis (Asian longhorned beetle), 3637 nucleotides. RefSeq names its product alpha-1,3-mannosyl-glycoprotein 4-beta-N-acetylglucosaminyltransferase B (gene Mgat4a). NCBI's taxonomy places the organism in Eukaryota, Metazoa, Arthropoda, Insecta, Coleoptera, Cerambycidae. Gene Ontology annotation, molecular function: acetylglucosaminyltransferase activity. The coding region runs from base 170 to 1840 and encodes 556 amino acids. The record is from RefSeq and is a predicted model, not a curated record. Gene Ontology annotation, cellular component: Golgi stack; endoplasmic reticulum; endoplasmic reticulum-Golgi intermediate compartment. Gene Ontology annotation, biological process: protein N-linked glycosylation. The transcript has 11 exons.
CAGUGUUGGUACGGCCUGGUGAUCGCCCAAAUCGCGGAAACUGUCAAAAUAUCGCGUGCUACCGCCGAUUUCCGUGUUUAUCGGCCCCUGAGGCGCCGCCAACGCUGUGACGAGUGGUUGUUCGGCCUUUGGUGAUGGUGUAGAGGUGCAACGCGAGCGUCGGUGGGACAUGGCCGUUGUGAAUUUCGCCAUGUCCCCUCUCAGGCGACGGAACUGCUUCCUGGUGCUCGCCUUCAUCGUCUUCAUCCCUUUCUGUCUGUUUGUGCUCUUUUCGGUGCCAGAUGUAAGCUCGGAACAGAUGCUAGUGCAGAGGCUGGCCGAGCUGCAAGUAAAACUGCAGUACCUGGACUCCAUGUAUAGGGCGAGACAGGAGGACCUCCAGCAGCUGACCCAGCACAUCGACCAGAUCGCCAUCCCCAACGACAACACCACCACGCUGAUCCUCCCGCCGCAAGAGCUGCGCCCCGAAGUGAAACAGCUGAUCAAGAACAUGUCGGGCAUGAGCGCGGCUACAGGAAUCAACCCUCCCAUCAUGCUGCGGUUGCCGUCGUCCUACCACUUCCUGCCGCACCUCCUUGACGAUCCCUCCAGCCUGCGGCUGGCCUACUUGAUGUCGAAGAACAGGAACGGGGUGUCGGUGGUGAUGGGGGUGCCAACCGUCAAGAGGGAGAAGCAAAGCUACUUGUUGGACACUCUGCAGAACUUAAUCGAGGGGAUGACUGCGGAGGAAGCCAACGACUCGCUCAUUGUCGUCUUCGUGGCUGAGACCGACCUGGAAUACGUCCUGCAAGUUGCCAAAGAAAUAGAAAUGAGGUUUCCCAUCCAGGUGGAUUCCGGCCUAAUAGAGGUGGUUUCUCCGUCUCCGGCGUACUAUCCAAACUUCGACAAACUCCGGAUAACUUUGGGCGACUCCCCGGAACGUGUUCGAUGGCGUUCCAAGCAGAAUCUGGACUUCGCCUUUCUGAUGUCUUACUCACAGCCAAAAGGGACGUUCUACGUUCAGCUGGAGGACGACAUCCUGGCUAGACCGUCGUACGUUACAGAGAUGAAGAAGUUCGCCAUAGAAAAAAUAGCCAGGAAAGAGCCGUGGUUCGUGCUGGACUUUUGCCAGCUGGGUUUUAUCGGGAAAAUGUUCAAGAGCGCGGAACUUCCUUGGCUAAUUCAAUUUUUCCAAAUGUUUUACAACGAUAAGCCGGUAGACUGGCUCCUGGACCACUUGAUUUAUACCAAGAUUUGCAACUGGGAAAAAAAUAACGACAACUGCAAGAGAGAUAAGGCGAAAAUGUGGAUCCACUACAAGCCGUCCCUCUUCCAGCACAUCGGGACCCAUUCGUCUCUGAAAGGCAAAGUUCAGAAGCUCAAGGACAAGCAGUUCGGUAAAGUCGCCCUCUUUUUUCCCCACAGCAACCCAGAGGCGGAGAUCGUCUCCGGUAUCAAGCACUACAAGCAGUACACGUUAGAAAGGGCCUAUCUGGGAGAAACGUUUUUCUGGGGUCUCCUUCCGCAGCCGGGAGAUCAGCUCGUCUUUAAGUUCGCCACUCCGAUAACCAUUAAAAGGUUCUACUUCAAGAGCGGCAAUGCGGAACAUCCCUCCGAUAAAUUCUACAACACGACCGUCGAAGUGCUGCCUGUGGAAUCCAAUCAGUACGGCAAUUCUUUGAACGUGACAAGUGACGGUUAUAUUGUUGUGGGUAAAUUCGACAACACGGGCGUAGCUACUGGCGUGCCGGACGAGGGAAUAGGCAAAGUUCAUUCUUUGCGACUCAACGUACACAGCGAAAGCGACAAUUGGGCGAUUCUGAGCGAGAUACACAUCCAGGAUGAAGUGGUCAGCAGGUGACCAACGACGGGCGGCCGAGCCAACCAAGCAACCCAGCUCUACCCGCACGUCAGGCAUGUGCUCGACCGCUCAUCUUCGCAUCCUCUGUGAUAUACGAAGCCCCACGACAUCCCGCGACGUCACAUAACGGACGUUCGCCGAAAGCGGAACGAAGUGAUUCGAGAGGCGUCUUGUACCAUUUAGGCAGUUUCGGGCUGGUUUCGGAAACCGCGACGUCGCUUGCCCCACGCGACUUAAAGUCACACAUCGGAAGGAUUUGCUCGAUAAAAAUGAUGUCGUUACCAUUUUUGAUACCAUUUCAACGAUUAACCGACACAAAUGUUUAGAAGGAAUUAAGAUUCCAAUGCACUAACGGUAAUAAAAUACAACGUACUAAAUAAGAGAACAAGUACUGACUGAUGACUAAAGAUCUAGUUUCUUACAUCUAAGAUUAAAGGAAUAACGCGAUUGACUUGACUAUACUGUGAAGUGGACAUUGUUUUGCGUCGGAUUAUGAACAACGAUAAUAAUCUACGUUUCGUUUUCUGUGAGCUGUCGUCAGUUUCGUUGCUUCAGUAUAUUUUUUAAACAUCAAAUCACAUGGUCGAUAUACCCAAUUCUUCUAGGGUCUAAAGCUUUUUGGAUCAAAUUUGAAAGUUUCUAAAUGUUGAUGUAACAUGUAACAGCAUGAUGCAACUUGGAACAACAGAAUUGUGUGACCUACUCUAUUUUUUUUGUUCAUGCUUAGGCGAUGUUGUGGAAGAACAAAACUGUUAUUAUUUAUAUUAUUUUGGGCACUUUGAACUGAUUAGAAGGUCGGGGUAAUAAACCAUUUUGAUGAUGCAUGUAUUGGGGUCUUGGAAAUUGUAAGAGAUGGAAAAACAAAUGGAGAUGGACUAUUUUGUUGCACACUUAACGACGGCGUUGUCCUGCUCUAACUGCAUAUGUUUUAGAGAAGACUUACAAUUUUGUUGAUGUGACUGAAACCAGUGACAUCAACGUGAACUAGGAACAUAUUUUUCAGAAUGUCUCAAAUCUGGAGUUUGGCACCUUUUAAUAUCCACCAAAUUGAAAUUCUUUGCUAAUAGUUGCCUUGAUCAAGUUUUCAGAUUCUAAAAAUUCUUUGUUUCCAAAAAAAUCUUGUGACGUUUUUGAGAUCACAAUACAUGCAUCACCGAAAUUGUCCGCCAUUUUUAAUUCGGAGUGUACAAAAGCCUGGAAAUCUCAGAAAAUCUGAAACUAUCAGGGAAUUUCUUUAGCAGUCAUGGAACUUUUAUGGACAUGGAAAGAAAUGGUCAAAUAUUUUUUUCGUCUGAAUACCAAAUUUGAACCUCAAGGAUUGCUUCUUUGGGAGAAAAUAUACUGAUUUGGAUCAAGUUAAAGUAUUACAAUCUUGCUUCUUUGCAUAGUUACAUACCGCCUUCAGAAAAAAAAUAUUUUAUUUUUUGAAGAGUUGGUAAAAAUAUGAGUAUAAUAUUCCCAAUCGGAAGCUAAGAACAAAGUAAUUAAUUUUUUAUAUUUCCCUAUAUUAUAAAACAUUUACGUUUUCUGAAAAUACCUACCAACAAAAGAAACAUGGCAGACAACAAAAGGUGUUCCUAGUGACUUAUAUGGUUUAAAUAAAAAAAAAAUAGCUCGUCUUCGUAUUCGACCACACCUAAAACAUCUUCUGACCAAAUUUCAUUCAAAUAUUUUGAAGGUAACGAAAGAAACAAACAAUUUGUACCACUCUUGAAGUUUUGCUUCCGGACACCUUAUACAGGAUGUUUGUAAAUAAGUGCCAAAUAUUUGAAGGGGUUAUUUUGUGAAAAAAAGUUC